This is a messenger RNA of Hyla sarda, 780 nucleotides long. RefSeq names its product indolethylamine N-methyltransferase-like. The record is from RefSeq and is a predicted model, not a curated record. The transcript is spliced from 3 exons. Gene Ontology annotation, cellular component: cytosol. Lineage: Eukaryota; Metazoa; Chordata; Amphibia; Anura; Hylidae. Bases 1 to 780 code for a protein of 259 amino acids. Gene Ontology annotation, molecular function: N-methyltransferase activity.
AUGGAUUCCUGUGACUUUAAGUUCUACCAUGAAGAUGGAUUUGAUUCCAGACAAUUUCUGGAGGAUUACUUUUCAGAUAAAAAUGACAUGGCCUUUAGAGACGACACUUUGGUAUUUCCAAUUGAAAACCUGAAAAAGAUUUUUAAAGGAGGUCAAAUUAAAGGAGAUGUCCUGAUUGACCUCAGCAUUGGUCCUAUAGCCCAUAAUCUCUUUGCAGCCUGUGAGUUUUUCAAAUAUGUCAUAGCGCUGAAGGACAGAUAUACCUGCAUCAUGGAGCUGAAGAGAUGGCUGGACACACGGACAGGAGCAUUUUACUGGGGCCAUGCCAUGAAACUUCAUGUAGGCAUGGAAGAAAACAGUGACCAAUUACAGGAAAAAGAAGAAGAAGUCAAAUCAGACGUUGCACAUGUUGUGAAAUGUGACCUUGAGCAAGAAAAUAUAAUGGAUCCAAUGGUCUUACCACUGGCAGAUUGUAUCAUCAGCGCUUGGCUCCUAGAUGCUGUUUGUAAAGACCAAGAUGACUAUAGGAGAUAUCUCAGGAAGUUUUCAAGGAUGCUGAAGCCUGGAGGACACCUCAUAUUGAUUGGGGAUUUAGAGAAAACAUAUUACACAGUUGGGGAUGACAAGAUGAAAACUUUUACAUACGAUGAGAAUUUUGCCAGGAAAGCUCUGGUUGGAGAAGGUUUUGCCAUUGAUAACUGUGUAACUAAGAAGGCAUCAGGUGUGAGUGACCUCACUGACUACAAAGGUGUCAUAUUUAUCGCAGCUCACAAAGAGUAG